This is a messenger RNA of Debaryomyces tyrocola, 489 nucleotides long. The record is from the annotation of a GenBank genome assembly. Lineage: Eukaryota; Fungi; Ascomycota; Pichiomycetes; Serinales; Debaryomycetaceae.
AUGUCUCAAGUCUAUUUUGAUAUUUCCGCCGAUGGCGCCAAGUUAGGUAGAGUUACCUUCAAGUUAUACAACGAUGUUGUCCCAAAGACCGCUGAAAACUUCAGAGCUUUAUGUACCGGUGAAAAGGGAUUUGGAUACGCUAGCUCUACUUUCCACAGAGUUAUCCCACAAUUUAUGUUGCAAGGUGGUGACUUCACUAGAGGUAACGGUACCGGUGGUAAGUCUAUCUACGGUGAAAAGUUUGGUGACGAAAACUUCACCAAGAAGCACGAAAAACCAGGUUUAUUAUCCAUGGCUAACGCCGGACCAAACACCAACGGUUCUCAAUUCUUCAUUACCACUGUUGCAUGCCCAUGGUUAGACGGUAAGCACGUCGUUUUCGGUGAAGUUGUCGAUGGUUUCGACAUUGUCAAGAAGGUCGAAUCCUUCGGUUCUGGUUCUGGUGCUACCAAGGCUAGAAUUGCUAUCGAUGCCUCCGGUGAAUUGUAA